GCAGGGCGGGGCCCUGUGGGAUGUGAAGGUGCUGGGCUCGCCGUCCCCCGUGGAGGAGGCGAGGCGGGAGCGGUCAUGAAGGCGGGAGCCACAUCCAUGUGGGCUUCCUGCUGUGGGUUGCUGAAUGAAGUCAUGGGUACCGGAGCUGUCCGUGGCCAACAGCCAGGAUUUGGGGGAGGUACUGGCCCAUUCAGAUUUGCACCAAAUACAGACUUCUCAGCAUAUCCAUCUUCAGGAGCCAAUAUAGUCUGCAAAGCCUGUGGGCUUUCAUUUUCAGUUUUUAGGAAAAAGCAUGUGUGUUGUGACUGCAAGAAGGAUUUUUGCUCAGUUUGUUCAGUCUUACAAGAAAAUCUCAGAAGAUGUUCUACUUGUCACUUGUUACAAGAGACCGCAUUUCAGCGGCCUCAGUUAAUGCGAUUGAAAGUCAAGGAUCUGCGUCAGUAUCUGAUUCUUAGAAACAUACCAACAGAUACUUGUCGAGAAAAAGAAGACUUGGUGGAUCUUGUACUCUGCCAUCAUGGAUUAGGUUCUGAGGAUACAGACACUAGUAGCUUGCAUUCUUCAAGGUCACAGACUUCUAGUUUUUUUACACAUCCAUUUUCUCUGUCUGUAUCAGUGUCGUCCUCUCAAGAACUUACAAAUAGAAGAGGAAGCACAGAAAAUGGAACACCUGUACAGGGACAAAGUGGAAUGCCUUCUUCAAAUAAUGAAGAAGAAGAAGAAGAAGAAAACGCAGAAGAGCAGACCCCUAGCAUGUCCAGAAAGCGAGCAAGAGCAUCAUUGUCUGAUAUUUCAAAUCUGGAAGAUAUUGAAGGGUUGAGUGUUCGACAGCUGAAGGAAAUACUUGCUCGAAAUUUUGUCAACUAUUCAGGAUGUUGCGAAAAAUGGGAACUUGUGGAGAAAGUGAGCAGGCUGUACAGAGAGUGUGAGGAAAAUCACAAGACACAGGGAGAGAAGAUGCAACUGACUGAGAACGAUGAUAAUCUGUGUAGGAUCUGCAUGGAUGCAGUAAUUGACUGUGUUCUUCUGGAAUGUGGUCACAUGGUCACUUGCACAAAGUGCGGCAAAAGAAUGAGUGAGUGUCCCAUCUGUAGACAGUAUGUUGUACGAGCAGUGCAUGUAUUUAAAUCUUAAGACCAAAAAUAUGUUUUAUAUCCACCCCAAGUUCCUGUAUUUCUGGGGGCAGGACUGAUGAAGCUUAUGACAAACAUUAGUUUCAAUAUGAAUCAAACAUUUUGAACAGCAGGCUACAGCAGCAUUUGAAACACUUUCCUCUGACGUAAUUAAAAUUGCAGUUUGGCAACAUGAUGUGUACUGCAGGAGCUGCCUGAGUUACCUUAUAAAGCCACGAACUGUUUAAGUCCAACUGUUUACAGCAGAUCUAGCAUCACUUAUUGCUCUCUUCUGAACACCACCACCUUAAUCAUAAAUUUGCUGAAGGGUCCAGUAUAGUCAACGGAAAACUGCUUUACCAUGACCACCUUAUUGGAUGAUUAUAAUCUGGUUCAUUAGGAGCAAUGCAUAAGCACCAAUCAAACUUUAAUAUAUUAAACAUUACUCUUAAUAGAAUGUAACUGUUCUGACAAUAUUGCUACAAGAUUGUUAAAACAGUCAAUAAAACAAGAUUGUAGAAAGCACUGCCAUUACACAAGUGUUUCUGUGCAGGUACAGCUAAUCUAUUUUCAUGCUUAUUGCUUCAUUCAGAAUGUCUGUCUCAUUACAUAUAUAUUGUAUACUGUCCUUUCACAUUCUUUAUCAAAGUGAAUUGCAUAUUCCUACAUAGCUCUGUUUAAUGGCAGCCAAAUGCUAAUUACUCAAUGUUGAGUUUAAAAAUAAAAUGUAGUUAGAGGGAACAGGUGUUAACUUCAGUGGUCCCAAAUUCAUUCAAACCUAUAAUCUAUAUUUUGCAAAGACUGUAUUCCACAUACUAGGAACUUAAUGUGAAUACAGAUAAAUUAUAGUGAAACUAGUACAUGCUAACUUUUGGGGGUUACAGUAUUACAAACCUUAACCCAUUAGCUUUUCUGGGGUGGGUAUGGGUUGAGUGUAAGGAAGGAAAAACCGGAUUAAGAAGAAUUGUAGUAUAGUGUU
Emys orbicularis (European pond turtle) is the source of this 2091-nucleotide messenger RNA. RefSeq names its product ring finger protein 34 (gene RNF34). Gene Ontology annotation, cellular component: cytoplasm; plasma membrane. Bases 76 to 1134 code for a protein of 352 amino acids. The record is from RefSeq and is a predicted model, not a curated record. Gene Ontology annotation, molecular function: ubiquitin protein ligase activity. Gene Ontology annotation, biological process: protein K48-linked ubiquitination; proteasome-mediated ubiquitin-dependent protein catabolic process; negative regulation of extrinsic apoptotic signaling pathway via death domain receptors. The transcript has 6 exons. Lineage: Eukaryota; Metazoa; Chordata; Testudines; Emydidae.